AUGUCACCAUCACAAUCUUCAAUGGCAGCAACUUUGGAACAACCUCAUCAAAGGAUUCCUGGUAAAUUUCAUCCGCAUUACUCUGACCCCGCAAAGUACGUUGAAUUCUCUGGACCAACGUGUUCACCGUAUGCACUUGGAUUCAAUUCUCGAAAACGAAAUAACGAUAAUUUAGAAGAUUUUAAUAACAAUAGAAACACUAAUUCAAUUUACAAUCAAUUAUUGUUGGAUGAUUCUCCUCUUCUUUCUCUUCCUCGCAUACAUUCUCCAUCUACAACAUUUAAUAACCAAAUCCCUUCUCCGAUUAGCGAUAAUAAUUGUUGCCUUGAUUCACCACCACAAACAUUACAACAACCUCAAUUAUUACAAUCAACUCUUCAAACCAAUACUCCUAUGACUGCCCCUGAAAUUCAAAUUACUCCUGAUGAUGGCAACGACUGUGAUAACAUUUCCACCACUGCCAAUUUAUAUAAUGGCCAGAUCAUUACAAUUUACGUACCUGAUCUUGAAUAUGCACAAAUACUUCUUGAAAACAACACCACUUCAGAUUUAUCAGGUCCGCAAGCAUUGUUCUAUCUUGCGUUGUUAGACGAACUACGACAAAUUCCCAAUUUUAACAUUAGUAAUGCGGAGUUUGCAAAAGUUUUUACUAAUUCAUGGCGAAAUUCCAGUAUUGAAUACACAGACAAAUUUAUUAUUUUGGCAGACAAACUUGAACUCGAUUAA
Entrophospora candida is the source of this 726-nucleotide messenger RNA. The record is from the annotation of a GenBank genome assembly. Lineage: Eukaryota; Fungi; Glomeromycota; Glomeromycetes; Entrophosporales; Entrophosporaceae.